GAAUUGAACCUGGGUCAGUCCAGGUUGUCUGUGUGCAAGGCAAACACCCUACCACUGUGCUAUCGCUCCAGCCAGGCUGUGACGUUUCAAGCUGACCUCACAUAAGCCGCUUAGCCUGCGCAGGAUAAACCCAGCAGCCCCAGGAGGACCAGGCUGGUGCCUGUGAUUCGCAGGUGAGCAGCUCUAGGCACCCUGAGCAUGGAGCCGCCCAGGGCAGAGAUCCGGUCAGCCACCAGGGUGGUAGGGGGACCCGUCACCCCCAGGAAAGGACCCACCAAGUUUAAGCAGCGGCAGACCAGGCAGUUCAAGAGCAAGCCCCCCAAGAAAGGCGUCCAGGGGUUUGGGGAUGAUAUCCCAGGAAUGGAGGGCCUGGGGACAGACAUCACGGUCAUCUGCCCCUGGGAGGCCUUUAACCAUCUGGAACUGCAUGAGCUGGCGCAGUACGGGAUCAUCUAGGGACGAAGGCGUUGGCCAAGGCCACCCACCUGCCUGCCCUGCAUUCCGCAGCCAUGCACCCCCUGGCCCAUACACUCCCAUUCGCC
Messenger RNA from Suncus etruscus (white-toothed pygmy shrew), 542 nucleotides. It is a transcript of the gene PDE6G, whose product is annotated as phosphodiesterase 6G. Gene Ontology annotation, molecular function: 3',5'-cyclic-nucleotide phosphodiesterase activity; cGMP binding. NCBI's taxonomy places the organism in Eukaryota, Metazoa, Chordata, Mammalia, Eulipotyphla, Soricidae. The coding region runs from base 199 to 456 and encodes 85 amino acids. Gene Ontology annotation, cellular component: photoreceptor outer segment membrane. The transcript has 4 exons. The record is from RefSeq and is a predicted model, not a curated record. Gene Ontology annotation, biological process: positive regulation of epidermal growth factor receptor signaling pathway; positive regulation of G protein-coupled receptor signaling pathway; visual perception.